AGGUUAUCCCAGGACAGGUUAGGUGAUGUGUAGUUCAUUGUAGCUGUGUCACUGAUCUGGCUCGACCGACACGGCCGGGACGAACGUAGUGUUUCGGUCCGAGUGUUGUAAGUAACGUCUUUGUAAAAUUUUUAAAACGGUUCUGAACCCUUGCCGGGUGGUGUUACGGACGUGUGCUCAGUGCCACAGUUUACCUGGGUGUGCGGGAAUUGGAGUCACCCAAAGAAUAAAGAGAGAGGAAGAGGAAGAAGCUGUGUCACUUUUGACUGCCGAUACUCACUUGAUCGUGACAGAUCAUGACUUCGCUUCUCGCGCCGGAGAUCCCGGCACCGGGUUUUUCCUUCGAUCUCUGCCAAAGAAAUCAUGCCUUGAUCAAAAAGGGCUUUGCCGCUCCGAAAGCAGUCAAGACUGGUACCACCAUCGCCGGCAUAGUGUACAAGGAUGGCGUUAUUCUCGGUGGUGAUACACGAGCCACCGAGGACACCAUUGUGGCCGACAAGUACAGUUUGAAGAUCCACUAUCUCGCUCCCAACAUGUACUGUUGCGGAGCCGGUACAGCGGCCGACACCGAAAUGACUACCGAGAUGAUAGCCAGCCAGUUGGAGCUGCACCGUCUGAAUACCGGCCGUGUCGUGCCCGUGUGCACCGCCAAUACGUUGAUAAAGCAAAUGCUGUUCCGUUAUCAGGGUCACAUUGGAGCUGCCCUCAUCCUGGGUGGCUACGAUAUUGACGGGCCUCAGUUAUACUGCAUUUAUCCACACGGUUCGACCGAGAAGCUGAAGUACACCACUAUGGGAUCUGGCUCGCUGGCUGCCAUGGCGGUCUUUGAGAGUAGAUGGAGGCCUGAUAUGGCGGAAGAGGAUGCGAAGCAGCUGGUGGCGGACGGCAUUCGCGCGGGCGUGUUCAACGAUCUCGCGUCGGGAUCCAACGUGGAUCUCUGCAUCAUACGCAAGAACAGCGUGGAGUACUUACGCCCGUACGACACCGCCAGCGUGAAGGGCGAGCGGCAGAUCAGCUACCGUUACAAGCCCGGCACCACGUCGGUGCUCACGAAAACAGUACAACCGAUCAUCGUGGAGGAGGAGACGGUGCACAUCAUCGAAGCCGAAGCGAUGGACAUCGCAUGAAGUUCCACUAACUGAAUCUAGCGUUCGAUAUAAGUUUUAAAUAAGCUUUAAAUAAAUUUUUUUCUCCCAUGCAA
This is a messenger RNA of Wasmannia auropunctata (little fire ant), 1201 nucleotides long. It is a transcript of the gene Prosbeta2, whose product is annotated as proteasome subunit beta type-7. Gene Ontology annotation, molecular function: threonine-type endopeptidase activity. The coding region runs from base 297 to 1127 and encodes 276 amino acids. Gene Ontology annotation, cellular component: proteasome core complex. The transcript has 4 exons. Lineage: Eukaryota; Metazoa; Arthropoda; Insecta; Hymenoptera; Formicidae. The record is from RefSeq and is a predicted model, not a curated record.